Molecule: messenger RNA, 1774 nt
Organism: Fomitiporia mediterranea MF3/22
Lineage: Eukaryota; Fungi; Basidiomycota; Agaricomycetes; Hymenochaetales; Hymenochaetaceae
Product: GTPase
Exons: 3
Cellular component (GO): mitochondrion
Molecular function (GO): GTPase activity; GTP binding
Source: RefSeq, a predicted model, not a curated record
AAUGCUGCGAAAUGCAUCCUUAUUUGUGAAAAUCCAACUUUCGUCUUGCUGUAGACUUAUACCUGGCAGAUAUGCGAUAAUACGUUCCUCAAGUUCCGCCUCUGCCACGCAAAGCGACGAACACUUGAAGCUUGAGUUUCAGGAAGCAUAUCGACGCCAGAGGAAAACAGAAUGGAAAAGGAGACAGAGAGGCCAAACAUUCCUAGACAAUCUCAUCGUCACUAUUCGUGGAGGUAAAGGUGGUGACGGCUGCGUCGCUUUCCACCGCGAAAAAUAUGUACCACAUGGCCCUCCAUCUGGCGGAAAUGGAGGGAGAGGAGGCGAUGUUUACAUUCUUCCGACUCCUGGUCUGACAACUCUCUCGUCCAUCCCGAAGAGAAUCCGAGGAGCGCCAGGAGGAAAUGGAAAGGGUACAUGGAUGAAUGGGAGAAACGGUGAACCUAUGAUGAUUCGCGUUCCUGUUGGAACCGUGGUACAGGAACUCGCAGGCGAAGAUUCUCGUCGGGCGCAGGACGAAUGGGAAGCCGAAGAAGAGGGUUUGCAAAACCUCUCUCCGGCCGAUAAGAUCGCAAAGAUACGGGCCAAACGAUGGGUACAUUAUCCAGGCGCUGAAGAUCAUAAUGUCGAGCGAGACGCCUUUCAUGCUGCAGAGCGAGAACUGUAUCGACAAGAACGUGAUCGACGAAUACUGCGGCGACAGCAGCAGACAUCCCCACUUUACCUUGAUUUGGACGCACCUGUUACAUCUUCGUCGAAAUCAGUUUCAUCUGGUUUGGAAAUCGGCCAUCAGCCAAUAGAAGGCUUAGGCUAUCUUAUUGCAUCUGGCGGUGAAGGUGGUCUAGGCAACCCUGCGUUCCUGACUACCGAGAACCGUUCUCCUAAAUUCGCCACACGUGGGACUGAAGGUCAACGAAUUACGCUCUCUCUCGAGCUCAAGAUUGUUGCAGACAUUGGUCUGGUCGGUUAUCCAAAUGCCGGGAAAAGUACAUUGUUACGCGCUCUGACCGGUGGACGUGCAAAAACGGAAGUCGCAGGCUAUGCGUUCACAACUCUUAAUCCUUCCGUUGCGGUGGUACGCAUUGAUGCAGAGGGAAACAUCCUUGGCGCGGAGAAUAAGGAUUUGGUCGUUGAUGAGACGAGGUUCGAAGAACAGCGCUUCAAAGAGCAAAUGGAACGCGGUGAACUCGCCAACGUCGUCACACGAAAUCAAUUACGGUCUGAUCCCGUCGACAUAAAUGAAGACUUCCGCUUCACCGUUGCGGAUAAUCCAGGCCUCAUCUCACAUGCAUCUGAAAACGUUGGUUUGGGGCACUCGUUUCUUCGAUCUAUUGAGCGUUCCCUUGCCCUUGUCUAUGUCGUCGACUUCUCCGGUCCGAGUCCAGAACGAGAACUUCUAGUCCUACGCGAUGAACUGGAGACGUACCUACCAGGUCUAAGUGCAAAAGCACGUCUUGUCAUUGCCAACAAAGCUGACCUGUUAGGUUCUGGGGAUAGCUCGAGUGUAGCGGAGGCGAAGGGAAAAUUCAAGAGGCUCGAGGCCUUCGUUAAUUCGGAGAUGUGUCUUCGACCAGGGAAUGGACAGCAGAUACGCGGGUUAGACGUAGUUCCGAUUUCUGCUAAGUAUAGUCAGAAUUUGCGAAGAGUAUUGCUUCUGCUACGGAAGUACGUUGAAGAAGCGAAGCAGUGACAUCUGUUAUAACCUGUAAGGGGACAUUUAUGCGCAUCAAUUCAGUCAUGUGUUAGUGGAAUUGUGUGGGGCAAUUUGAGAUUUCAG